Glossina fuscipes is the source of this 3005-nucleotide messenger RNA. It is a transcript of the gene dan, whose product is annotated as protein distal antenna. NCBI's taxonomy places the organism in Eukaryota, Metazoa, Arthropoda, Insecta, Diptera, Glossinidae. Bases 400 to 2568 code for a protein of 722 amino acids. Gene Ontology annotation, molecular function: DNA binding. The record is from RefSeq and is a predicted model, not a curated record. The transcript has 2 exons.
GGAAAUUUUGUUUGGACAGUGCUAAAGUGCUAAAAUUCUUUGCGAGAUGGAUGUCGUAGCUGUUUAACUUUCCGAUCAUAGCUGAGAAGAGAGAAACGAAAGUUAUGCUAAGUGAUAAAAGUUUCGCAGGAUUACGGCAAAUUGUUAAAAACGAUCUCGUCACGUGAACUUCUAUGCAUCGAUCAAUGGCUAUCGGUUCAAUAUAAACCGCUUUUUGCACUAGUUCUAGCAAAAGCUAUUUAAAGGACAUCUGGCCGUAUCGAAGAAAGUUAAAAUCGUUGGUGUUUUGAAAUUGUUUGCAGUUUUUUAAAAUUGUUUCCUGGGGACUCGUUUAAUAGAAAAGAAGUCAAACUGUUCGACAACGGCCUAAAGUUGGAUAUUUCCAGCUUUCCCCAUCAUAUGAACAUACGCAUGAGCACAAAGGGCAAGCGUCCGUUAAGGAGCUUGACCCCUAGUGACAAAGUUCAUGCUAUACAACGUAUACACGAUGGCGAGUCAAAAGCUUCGGUAGCCCGAGAUAUCGGUGUACCCGAAUCGACGUUAAGGGGAUGGUGUAAAAAUGAGGAUAAAUUACGUUUCAUGUCCCGUCAGUCCGCAGCCGAUAAAAUGGCUGAAUCAUUUAAUGAUAAACUGGAGGCAGGUGCUAAUCUUCUAAAUGGACCAUCAGAGAAAAGGCAACGUUUAGAUGCGGCGUUGCCUUUAAAUUUCUCUAAUAAAUUGAAAUUUGAUGAAUUGGCGGCCUUUAAAAGGAAUCAGGGACUGAAUGGUUUAGAUUACGGGACCAAUAAAGCCCUAAGUGAACUGAACAGUGGCUUUCCAGCAAUGAAUCAAGAUUAUGUUAGUUUCAAUGGUGCCAAUAAAGCAAAAGUUUUUGGUGCAGAUAUAUCACGUCCCACAGAUCCUUCAAUGACAGCCAUAAGUCCACUAUCUAGUCUGACUCAUCUCUCAGGUCUAACCGGAUUGGCUCAGUCCCCGUUGGCAAUUAGUUUUAACGAACUGACAUCGAAUUUAAGUCUAUUAGCUCAGCUUAACCCCGGUUUGGCGGCCAUGUCGGGAUUAAAUGGUUUGGCUGUAACGGCAAACACUUUAAGGCAGACUAAUAAACCAAAAUCAGGAAAUCAGGUAAAUAGUUCUCGCGGCGAGAGUAAUGCCAACUCGGACAGACAACCUAGUUUAACAGUUAAAAAUUGGGCCAAACAGAAACCUUCGACGCCAACUUCUACCGACGGUGGUUAUGGAUUAAAUUUAACCCAAACUGAUGUAAAACCUCAAUUGAAAAGCCCUAACUCGGUGUUACUAGCGACGCCUAUGGGAAAUAACAAUAUACCAUCGCUGCCAACAAUGACUGAAGAUCCUUUACUGUAUUGGCUGAAAUCGCAACAGGCUUUAAUGGGUUUAAAUAAUUUAUAUCCACCACCGCCACCACAAUUGGGCGCUACCAGCCCUCCUCUACGUUCAUCAACGCCACAAACUCAAAAUAGUAAUUUACAUACCAGUACUCCUCCGAUAAUGCCUACACCUCUAACGCCCUCUUCUACGCCCUCCGGUAGUUUAGAUGAUAAAAACGCACCUUGGUUGAAUUGGUAUAAGGCUCUUGGAGCUAGCUUAACUUCGCUAGCGCCUGCAGCGGCUUUUCAAGCCAAUGCCUUACAAAAUGUACCGCCUGUAAAAAGUUCGACAACCGACGGUAACAACGCUGAAGAUAUCCAUAGUGGGCAAAAAAGCGGUUUUGAGAAUAUCCUUUAUUCGCAAUUAACGAAAGAUUCGGCUCCUAGUCCUUCGGUGCAAAGUUCUUCUUCUGUUGAGCACAUAAGCAAUGUCGUCUCACCAAAUAUGGUUGACUUAACCAAUAAACCCGAAGAUCUUUCAGCAAAAACAAUUAAAACUAAUUCAAGCCCUUUACCUACACCGGCGCAAAGUCCAGAACCUAGCACAGAGCCAGAGUCCAUUGCCGUUAAGUCUUUUAGGCUUAAUGCGAGCCCAGCAUUAGAUAUGGAUAGUGAAAAUACAAACCAUCCACGGAAGAAUAAAAUGAAUGGAAACGAAUGCAAAACAAUGUUAGAUAAUAUUUUCUAUAAGAUAAACAACAACAACAACACCAACAGUAGUAACAAUAACAAUAAUAAUAAUCCCAAUAUAUCUUCAACCAUUAGCGAAUCGGAUAUAAGUUAUCAUAGCGAUCACAAUCUCGACGAAUUGGGUCAUAACAAUAACAAUAAUAACUCAAGUAAAACCGAUGAAGAAGAACGCGCUAAGUUAACUGAAUUCUGUGAAGAGGGCGACGAUGACGACGAAGAUGAUGGUGAUGGUAUCCCGGACAGUGAGCAACGUGAGGCCAUAAAGCAUGGCGAAAAGUUUUUACAGUGGCUGGAAAACUGCAGUAGUCCUCGAGUCACCGCCAUGCAACUGAUGCAAUUAAGAUGUUUAAUCGCUACGGUAAAGAGUGUUGAAGAGCCGAGAACAAAUCCUAGAGAGGAGCCUGCGAGUACAACGACUUUAACGGCUACCAUUGAAUUGGAAGAUUCCUCAGAAGAAAGUAGUCGCUGUAAAAUGCGUCGCCGAAAAUAGGAACAACCUCAGUGGGCGUCGCUAGAGUCAGCCGUAUUAGAUAUAACCGAAGACGACUCUACAGCCAGCAGAAUCUGCAGCAAGGAUUCACAGUCAAAAACUGAAUGUUUAUUAAAUUUUGAAAACUUUGCUCCUGCCAUCUAUCAAUCGUCGGCAACAUUGCUUAAUUCUUUAUUCUUUCCACCCUAUGAACUUGUUAAAUCCGACGAUUCCGAUUUGAAUGACGAGGAAGCCGAAGAAAUAAACGACAACGAAGACAACGAUGAUGACGCUCGUAGCGAAAAUGAAAGUAAAAAUCUCUCAACAUUUCAAAUAAAUUAAACGAUAACGUUGAUCAAAGAGCUUGUUUUUAACAUCAAUGUAGUAUAGACCGACCGAUGUGCAUACAAGAAAACACACACGCUCAUCGAGAAAGAGAGAGAGAGAGAGAGAGAGAG